UUUCGGAUACCGAGAAAAUAUCGCACGUGCAUGCAGUCGCCGGGCAGCGACCGCAGCGAAGUGUCCGUCGAAGGACUCAUUGACCGCUUCCGCCAUGGCCUGCCGCUGCACGCGCGGUCGCCGCGACGCACGCCCACCCGCCGUCCGACGCUCGAUGGCAUCAUUGCCCAAGACAUCCACGAGCUCGAUGCGAUCAUCGAGCACGGCCGGACAAAGGAACCCAUGCGUCGGCCAAUAAUGGCAUCGCCAGCAUCGCAUGUCCCCAUGCUGCACCGCACGGUAUCAGUCGAGGACGACAUUGCUGCCAUGCUCCUCCACCAACAACAGCAGCAACAGUCGACGCAGCGACACGAGCCGGUGCGACCGGCCACCGCCGACGUGCACGUGUCAGCGUCCACCGCCGACGUCAUUCGCAACACGGGCAUCGCGAUUGACCGGGACAUGGCCCAGGCGCUCGCGUCGUUCCAGCAAUGGGAGGCAAGCCGGACGGAGAUCGCGCCGUCCCCCGAGGCGCAGGCGGUGGCCACACUGCCACUCUCGGCGCUCACAAUCGCGACCGAGCUCGACGCAGCCUUUGAGCUCCUCAACAAGAAGGCCAAAGAGUACCCGAAACCGGACGCAGCGCCCGUCACCAAGGCGCCGUCCGCCGAGGCCGCCCAAGCCAAGAGUAUUGUGCAGGGCCAUGCGGUCGCCUCGGCGAGGGAGCUCCACGCGACGCUCGAGCGCUUGGAACAAGCAGCGGAGACCGCCGCCGCGACCUCGCCGCAGCUCGACCACAUCGUCCGAAGCCAAGCCAUGACCGACGACCACGACUUGCGUGCCAUCCUCGCCCGCAUCAACAUGGUGGCGCCUAUCGCCCCCACGUUGCUGUUUCCGCCAGCGUUUUCGCCGAGCUUGGAAGGCCCACACGACCCGGAGGCGUCGCUCAUCGACGAGCUGCAACGGCUUAAGGCGAUGGCGGCCGCCAAGACGCACGCCAUCGAGGAGGCGUACGCACCGCUGUCCCCGCCGCCAAGACGCCGCUGUGAACCCGACUCGCCGCGCUCGAGCGACCAGGGUUGCAGCAGUAGCAUCGAUAGGGACAGCAACAACGACGACGACGAAGCCCACGCGUACGACGACGACGAAGCCCACGCGUACGACGACGAUGGGUGCAACUUGGCGAGCUUGGCGCUCCACAGCCGGGCGAUCGUCGAAGACUUGAGCGUUGCCAUGUACACGCUUCGCCACCGGCUCGACUGCGAUGCAAAGGAGCAGCGGGACCGCGACGAGAACGAGCUUCGCGAGAAGGACGCCAGAGCCAAAGCCAAAACGAUGGCGGACGCGGCCAAGGCCAAAGCCAAGAGCGAGGCCAACGACUUGAUCGCUGCCAAGGAGCGCGUCAUGGGCAUGACGUCCUGUCAGUUGGCCGCAAACGAUGACAGUGACGACGUGUUUGUCCCUGCUGUUAAUGUCGAUCCGCGCCGGGACGCAAACCUGCCACCGGCGCCUCGUCCGUGGGACGACGCCGUGGACGUAUUGCAGCGCUUUGAUGCCUUGCUGCCGCCGAUGCACAACAGCAACCAAGACGACGAUCGCUACGUACGACGCCAGCCAUUCUCUUUCGAUCCCGACGCACACGAGACAACGUACAACGGUCAUCGACGCCGAGACGCGCCCCGGUCGUUCGAGUUGGACGGCCGACACGCUUGGCGGGAUGACGAACCUGCGAUCUACAAGGAAGCGCGACAUCGGGACUACAGCGGACUGAGCAUUGAUGAGCUCAAGGAGGCCCGGGAGCGCAAAUUGCGGUGGCUCUUUCCGUCCUCGAGUCGUUUCUAUUGAUGUACAAAGCGUGUUCCAACGCCACAGUCUUGCUAUUCUCCUAGUCGACGCAAGGUGCUGGCCGCCAGCUGCUCUCGGAUCGUUGCGGCCAGUGGACGCCCG
Molecule: messenger RNA, 1926 nt
Organism: Saprolegnia diclina VS20
Lineage: Eukaryota; Oomycota; Saprolegniomycetes; Saprolegniales; Saprolegniaceae
Exons: 7
Coding region: 31-1824 (597 amino acids)
Source: RefSeq, a predicted model, not a curated record